Messenger RNA from Musca domestica (house fly), 623 nucleotides. Its product is annotated as lectin subunit alpha. The transcript is spliced from 3 exons. Gene Ontology annotation, biological process: biological process involved in interspecies interaction between organisms. Gene Ontology annotation, molecular function: carbohydrate binding. The coding region runs from base 44 to 589 and encodes 181 amino acids. The record is from RefSeq and is a predicted model, not a curated record. Lineage: Eukaryota; Metazoa; Arthropoda; Insecta; Diptera; Muscidae. Gene Ontology annotation, cellular component: external side of plasma membrane.
AAAACGCGAACAUUGCCAAAAAUAUCCUCAGUCUAUCGCCAAAAUGCGAGCCGUAAUUGUUUUGUGUACCCUAGCAGCGUUGGCUUGGAGUUCUCCCAUUGAAAAGUGGCAUCGAAGCAGUGAUGGCUGUCUGUAUUAUGUGGAACACGAGAUGAAGUUUAAUUGGUAUCAAGCCUGGGAGGAGUGUUUGAAUAGGAAUAUGACCCUGAUUACCCUGGACUCGUUCUAUAAACAACAACAAAUUGAUGGUAUAAUUCAGAUGAACUAUGCCAAAAAAUUGACAUUCUGGAUGGCAGCCCAUGACAAUGCCGUGGAUAAACGCCAUACCUGGGCAACAACGGGUAAAAUAUUAUCGUUCACCAAUUGGGCCAAGGAUCAACCGAAUUACGCUGCCAAUGAUCAUUGCCUUUUGACUCACGACAGCACUGGGCAAUGGCAUGAUUUUCCAUGCACCAGCAAACUGGGAUUCGUGUGCGAAAUUCUACAGUGUACCAAUACCAAGUCUGGAGAUUUGGAAAAUGGAGAAUUGUCCAAAGAAUUGAAAAAAUACAAUGUUAAUAUAUGGAAUCUAUUGGGUAGUCAUAGAUAAAUAAAGGCGAAGAACACAUCAAAGACAAAUAAAA